CCAAACAAACGAAGCCCAAUAUGCAGCUAGGUCUUCAUUUCACGGCCACACUUUCAGUCUUUCACUCUCCCUCUCGCCACCACCUUCUCUGCAUCGUCCUCAUUCCCUGAUACUGAGUUACACUCAGAGCGAUGUGGAGGUCAGUUGUGGCUGCAAGAGCCUCUCUUUCUAGAUGCUCAGCUCGUAAGUUAUCUUUCACUAAUACCCACACCUCUAAAACCCUACUCCAAUCUCCUCCACCCUCUCUUCCUAGACCCACUAAACCCCAAAACCCUAGAUUCUUCUCCCAGCUUUCUCAAUCCUCCAAUGGCGAUGUUCCUGUUUCUCCAGAUGCAGAGGAGUCUCCAGAGUCUUUUGGCGAAAAUGAUAGUGCCCUGGCGAACGAUUUGCAAGAUUCAGUGAGUUCUGAUGAAAUUAGCAGUGCCCUCUUGAAUGGUUCUGCAAAUGAUGAAUUGAAUGAGCAAUUUUCAGUGAGUAAUGAAGAAAAUGGUGAUACCCGAAUGGAGAUUGAAGAGGGAGUACGUGAGAUUAAUGUGGAGCAGUUGGAAAAUCUUUUGUCUAUUCUUCAGAGCAGCUUUGAUGGGUCUUUAGAAUCGAUUCUUGAGGAAAUGAGUUUGGAUCUAAAUGAAGAGUUUGUGUUAAGAGUGCUUGAAACCCCCAAUAUUUUGGGUGAGAAUCUGAUUAGUUUUUUCAAGUGGGCUUCGAAGGAAGGAUCAGAGUUUAAAGUAACUUCUCGUGCUGUUGAUGCACUUGUUCAAUCUGUAUGUUGCAAUCUAAGGAAGAAAGAUGCAUAUGCAUUGUGGGAUUUGGUUAAGGAUAUUGGUGAGAAGGAAAAAAAUGUCAUCAUCACUGUUGAGAGUCUCAAUGAAUUGAUUGGGUUGUGCUCAAAGUUGGGUAAAGCAAAGGCUGCUAUGGAGAUUUUUAACAAGUUUGAAGAUUUCUAUUGUGAACCAAAUGCAGAUACGUAUUACUUCACAAUUGAUGCACUCUGCAGGCGCUCCUUCUUUGAUUGGGCUUUGUCCAUUUCUGAGAAGAUGAUCGAUUCAGGGAAACUCCCAGAUGCUGAGAAAGUUGGUAAGAUCAUUUCCUGGUUUUGUAAAGGUAAAAAGGCUAAAGAUGCUUACUUGAUUUAUACUUUGGCAAAGGAAAAAGAGCUGUACCCUCCUGGCUGUUCCAUUAAUUUUUUGAUCAGUUCCCUUUGCCGUGAAGAUGAUAACGUGAAAUUAGCACUGGAAAUAUUAGAUGAUAUUUCUGGUAAAGAAAGGAAAUACGCUAUUAAGCCAUUUUCUGUUGUUAUUAGAGGUUUGUGUAGGACUAAAGAUGUUAAGGAGGCCAAAAAUUUGCUUCUUAAAAUGAUAGCAUCUGGCCCACCUCCUGGAAAUGCAGUUUUCAAUUCAGUCAUUCAUGGUUUUGCUAAGGCUGGAGAUAUGGGAGAGGCAUUAGACAUUAUGAAACUGAUGGGAAAGAGAGGCUUAAAGCCAGAUGUCUACACUUACACUGUUAUUAUUAGUGCUUAUGUCAAUGGAGGUCAGAUGGAUGAGGCUUGUAAAAUCUUAUCACAAGCCAAAAGAAAGCAUUCUCAGCUUAGUCCUGUGACUUACCACACUCUUAUCCGCGGUUAUUGUAAACUGGAAGAGUUUGAUAAGGCUCUAAAGUUGCUGGCUGAGAUGAAAGAUCAUGGGGUACAAGCUAACACUGAUGAGUACAAUAAGUUAAUCCAAUCUCUUUGCCUUAAAGCCUUAGAUUGGGAAACAGCAGAAAAACUAUUAGAGGAAAUGAAAGAGAAGGGCUUACAUCUUAAUGGGAUUACUAGAGGCUUAAUAACAGCAGUCAAGGAAUUAGUGAUUGAGGAAGUUGAGGCUGCUAAGACUAGUAGUAUAGAGGCCUAAUUAUUCUCUGGCUGCUGGAAUGGGAAUGGCCAAGUUCAAAACUACAGUUACUCUUGUGUGUUUAGUAUUACAUCUCUCAAAUGCCAAAAAAUGAAGUCUUUAACUUUCUUUCUUCAAUGUAAUGGCUUUUUUUGCUUGAACUGUAUGGGAAAGCUUUGUAGGUAUGUGCCCAGAUGUUAGUAGUUGGGUGGAUGUCCUUGCAAGGUGCAAUUUUUUUCCCCCUACCUUUUCUUAUUCAUUCGUUUCUUAAUCAGACUAAGAAAUAAUUGAUGAAGUGCUACAAUAUUAUCAAACCUUUUACACAA
Molecule: messenger RNA, 2194 nt
Organism: Cannabis sativa
Lineage: Eukaryota; Viridiplantae; Streptophyta; Magnoliopsida; Rosales; Cannabaceae
Product: small ribosomal subunit protein mS80 (rPPR6)
Exons: 1
Coding region: 132-1889 (585 amino acids)
Molecular function (GO): protein binding
Source: RefSeq, a predicted model, not a curated record